AUGAGCCACAAGCCCGAUGACGAUUAUGACUACCUAUUCAAGGUUGUGCUCAUAGGUGACUCUGGUGUGGGGAAGUCCAACCUGCUCAGCCGCUUCACGCGCAACGAGUUCUGCCUUGAGAGCAAGUCUACUAUUGGUGUCGAGUUUGCGACACGCAGCAUACAGGUGGACGGCAAGACCAUCAAGGCGCAGAUUUGGGACACCGCGGGCCAGGAGCGCUACCGCGCCAUCACCAGCGCCUAUUACCGCGGGGCGGUCGGCGCGCUGCUGGUGUAUGAUAUCACCAAGUCGGUGUCAUUUGAGAAUGUGGAGCGGUGGCUGAAGGAGCUGCGGGACCACGCUGACAGCAACAUCGUGAUCAUGCUGGUCGGCAACAAGAGCGAUCUGCGGCACCUACGCAGCGUGCAGACAGACGACGCGCAGGGUUACUGCGAGAAGGAGGGCCUGUCGUUCAUCGAGACGUCCGCCCUGGAGUCCACCAACGUGGAGAAGGCGUUCCAGCAGAUCCUUACGGAGAUAUACCACAUCGUCAGCAAAAAGGUCAUCGACGCCGACGACAAGGGCGCCAAGGUAGGCAACAACGUAGGCAAGGCGCUGCAGAAGCAGGCGACGCGCCACCUGCCGCGCCUCGCGCUGCAGAGGCAAGUCGUCCUGCAGUACGUGACGAGUGGCACGUGGCUGCUGGGCAUGGGGGCCGACCUGGGCGGCGCGAUUCUUAUGAUCGCUGCAUUUGCGCGUGCGCCUGUCUCAGUGGUACAGCCCGUUUCCUCGGUGGGCCUUGUGUUCCUGAUGGCCUUCUCACACUUCUACCUCAAGGAGCGAUUGCAACCUCGCGAGUGGGCCGCAGCCGCGACGGCAGGUGUGGGGGUGCUGCUGUUAGGGGCCAGCAGCGAGCCGGAGGCAGCAGCAACCCCAACUACACCAGUGGCUGCGCACUCAGCAGCGGCGCAGCAGCAGCACCAGCGGCAGCAGCAGCAGCAGCCACUUGGUGGGGCGCCACCAGCGGGCUCCAAUCCCGCACACCUGGCCUCAGCGUCGGAUACAGCCGGAGGCGGCGCCAGCAGUGGCUUGAGGGACGAUGUUGCCCACGCAGCCCUCCAUGCUGCACCGGCGCCCUGGCGUGUGAUGCUGGGGUUCCUGCUGCUGCUGGCGGUCUUGGGCUUGGAGGUGUGGUGGCGGCAACGCCGGCAGCAGCGGAAGCGGCGCGGAACCGGACACGGGCAUUCGCACGCGCACGUACGCGGCUCGGAGGAGGCCGCCGACGCGGCCGCGUGCGGCCUGGAGGCGGGCGCCUGCUUCGGGUUCUCUGCGGCGGCCUGCAGGACGGGCUUCCAGCUGGCACCCACAAUGGGAUGGCUGCUGGUGCCAGCGGGGCUGGCAGCCAGCGUUGGCCUCACCAGCAGUGGCUUCAUACUGCAGACGUGCGGCUUGAAGCACGGCAAGGCGGUGGUGGUGUGCACCCUGGCGGCGGCGUCCUCCAUGGUGUCGGGCGUGCUGGUCGGCCUGCUGGCGCUGGGAGAGCAGCUGCCACGCAGCAGUGGGGGCCGGCUGCUGCGACUCGCCAGCUGGGUGCUCAUCCUGCUGGGGAUCGAGGGUGGCUGGGAUGCGGGCGGCCGCACCCCCUCGAUCUGGGACACAUUCAGUCACCAGCCUGGGGUGAUCGUGGACAAUGCCACAGCAGACGUGGCGUGCGACCACUACCACAAGUACAAGGAGGACUUCAAGCUUAUGGCUGACAUGGGCAUCAAGCACUACAGGUUCAGCAUCAGCUGGAACCGCAUCCUGCCAUCAGGGAUAUCAGGAUCGGCAGUCAACCCGGAAGGCCUUGCGUUUUACGACAGCUUGCUUGACGCCAUGGCCGACAACGGCAUCGUGCCGUACGCGACCAUGUUCCACUGGGACCUGCCACAGGUUCUGCAGGACCAGUACGGGGGCCUCAUGAGCGCCGAAUUUAUCAAGGAUUUUGUGGGCUACGCGUCUGUGCUGUUCAGGCACUUUGGCUGGCGGGUGAAGAACUGGAUGACCUUCAAUGAGCCGUGGUGCUCCUGCGCCCUUGGUUAUGGCAAAGGGGACUUCGCGCCAGGCAUCCCCUAUGGUGACGAGGGGCAGUACAAGGCGGGCCACAACCUGCUGCUGGCGCACGCCAAGGUGGUGGAGCUCUACAACUCACAGUUCCGCGCAACCCAGCGCGGCCGCAUAGGCAUCGUGCUCAACGCGACCUGGCACGAGCCUCUGACCGACAGCCUCGAGGACAAGGCUGCGGCCAGUGUGGCCCUUCACCAGGACCUCGGCUGGUUUGCUCACCCCGUCUACUUUGGAGACUACCCUGACGUGGUGAAGAAGACCAAGCCCGUUCCAUCUUUCACUCCUGAGCAGCGCGCCCUCUUCCUGGCUAACCAGCCUGACUUUUUUGCCCUCAACUUCUACACCGCAGACUACGUGCGGUCUGACGGCACAGAGCACGGCUACCACCAGGGCCCCGAGGACAAGCACGGCAAACCCAUCGGCCCAAAGGGCCAGUCCAGCUGGCUCUACUCAACGCCCUGGGCCAUCCGCAAGAUGCUCGUGUACGUCCAGGACACAUACAAGCCUGCAGACGUCUGGGUCACAGAGAACGGCGCCAGCGCGCCGGGUGAGGCCGGGAAGACGGUGGCCGAGGCGGUGAAGGACAGCUUCAGGGUGGGGUACUACCAGGGGUACAUGGACAACGUCUGCAAGGCGGUGGCGGACGGUGUGAAGCUUUCCACGUACUUUGCUUGGAGCGCCAUGGACAACUUUGAGGCUGAUUUCAAUUAA
Molecule: messenger RNA, 2796 nt
Organism: Monoraphidium neglectum
Lineage: Eukaryota; Viridiplantae; Chlorophyta; Chlorophyceae; Sphaeropleales; Selenastraceae
Product: Rab11/RabA-family small GTPase
Exons: 19
Coding region: 1-2796 (931 amino acids)
Biological process (GO): carbohydrate metabolic process
Molecular function (GO): GTPase activity; GTP binding; beta-glucosidase activity
Source: RefSeq, a predicted model, not a curated record